Nerophis lumbriciformis (worm pipefish) is the source of this 1407-nucleotide messenger RNA. NCBI's taxonomy places the organism in Eukaryota, Metazoa, Chordata, Actinopteri, Syngnathiformes, Syngnathidae. The record is from RefSeq and is a predicted model, not a curated record.
AUGACGUGUUUUUUCCUGAUGCUGUUGAUAGCCAGUUCUAUUGCUGCUGUUCCUCUGGAAAACCUGAGUCAAGAUGACAUCUUGACGAUGACUUCCGAAAAUCUUACAACAGCACCAAGUCCAACAGAGGCAAAGUCUCGGUUUGCCAUGCUAGACGACGUCCGUCUUCUUGCAAAUGGCCUCCUUCAACUGGGCCAAAGCUUACGGGAGUUUGUCCACAAGACCAAGAACCAAAUCAAUGAUAUUUUCCAAAAAUUGAAUAUUUUUGACAAAUCGUUUAACCACCUUUCAGUGGUCACAUCAGAAAUCAAGGAGGAAGAGGAGGAACUGAAGAGGACAACAAGUGUAUUGAAGACAAACAAUGAGGAGAUCAAGAACCUGUCUUUGGAAAUCAAUGCUAAGAUCAAUAACAUUGUGCAGGAGCGUGCACAGCUGCAGAACAAGGUGGGAAGUCUUGAGGAGAGGUUAAUGGGACUGUCAGAGCACAUGAUCCCUGCUGACCAGCACAAAGAAAUUACAACACUCAAGGGGGUGAUUGAAACUCAAGAGAAAGCAAUCACAAAUCUACUGAAAGCUGUGCAGGAGCAGCAUGAGCAGCUAGACUAUCAGAAAAUCAAAAUUAAAAAUAUGGAGGACAAGCUCAACGCUGACACUUUACAAGACACAGCUGAUAAGAUAAUGGAUUUAGAGACAGCACCAGAUGUCUUUGCGUAUCUGACAAGAAAUGUGUCUGAAAAUGAUUUGCCCGUUGACUGCACUGAAUUAUUUGAAAGAAAAGAGAACAGGAGUGGAAUCUACAUCAUAAAGCCACACGAAUCUGAGCCUUUCUAUGCUUACUGUGAAAUGGGUUCUGAUGGAGGUUUAACAGUGAUCCAACGGAGGGUUGAUGGGUCAGUGGAUUUUGACCAGACAUGGGAGAAAUAUGAGAAUGGCUUUGGAGAGCUAGAAAACGACUUUUGGUUGGGUCUAAAGAAGAUCCAUAGCAUUACACAACAAGGAUUGUACAUCUUGAGAAUUGAUAUGGAGGACUGGAAAGAGGAUAAACAUUGGGCUGAGUACCAUUUCUCGCUAGAUGGUCCCUCUGAGAAUUAUGCACUCAAUCUUAGCAACUACUCCGGUGACUUGAUUGAUGCCAUGGCCAAUAGUUCCAGUAAAAGAUUCUCCACCAAAGACCAAAAAAAUGGCAACCCACAAGUCUCUAACUGUGCACGUAAUUACACAGGUGGUUGGUGGUUUGCUGGGUGUGGCGAGAACAACCUUAAUGGAAGGUAUCUAUGGGUUAAAGCUAAGGGACGUGCUGCAAGAAGGAGGGGCCUUCACUGGAAGCCUGGCAACGGGGCAGCUUAUUCCCUUAAAAUGACCAAGUUUUCUGUACGUUCAGUCACAAAUGCUGAAGGUCUCAAAUGA